GAGAGAGAGGGAAGCAUCACUUGACAAUCUUCAAGGUUGUGAGGAUAAUGGUGAUGCUUCCGUGUUCCACAUUGGAUUGAGGAGUUCCAUUUCGUUGAAACAUUCUAUAGCUAAGAAGGCUAUGUCUGUUCUUCAAUACAAAGAUAAUAUGGAGAAAGAUGAACUACAUAAAUACAACAUAAACGGACAACUUUUCCAGACAAGCUCUGUGGAAGCAGUAAAUGUUUCUUCAGCUGGCCUUUCAAGAGCUACUGCUUUGCUGGGUUUGGAGAGAAACGACCUUGCUAGCGCACAAAGUUUUGGUCAUUCUGAGGAUCAGUUAGGUAACCUAGUAUUAGGAGAUGCAUGCCAAAUCCCUCAAGGGUCUGAGGUGCCUACAUUUGAUGCCAAAUCUCUCGAGGGUCUGAGGGCUCGGCCUCCUAUCAUGUUCCAAACCGCCAGGGGAAGAUCUGUAUCUAUUUCUAGCGAUGCAUUACAGCGUGCAAGGAGCCUUCUUGGGGACUCAGAUUUGGGUGUCUUGCAGAAUGACAUAAAAGCAAGUCACCCAUUAACAUUUGAUCCUAAAGAUGAGAAAUCAUUUGAUGGGAUCUCUCGCAACAAAGAAAACAUUACUUUCGAUCCUUUCCAGGACAGCCCUGCAAGCAAAAAUGUGUUGACAAAUUUAUCAUAUUUUCUGCCAGUACAUGAUGCAGACCAACUGAAUGCCAAUGGAACUCUUCUGAAGAGUAGAAACUGGCCAAGUUGCAAAACUAUUCCUAUGCUGAAUCCUCAGCACAAGGGCUUAUAUACAAAUAAUGUAAUUAGCACUGUGAAGAUGACUCAACAAAGCCGGAUACCAAGUGGACCCCUAGUUGAAAUAUCUAAUCUCAUAGGUGUGGAUAAUGGAAAUAUGGAUCGGUUUACUACUGAAAAGAGAAGGCUUGGAAGAAGAAACUCUAUCUCUCCAUUUAAAAGACCACGCACUUCUAGGUUCAUGACUCCUUUAAACAGCAGCUCAUCUUUCUUCUCCACUGGUUCUUCUGAACUAUCUACAAUACAUGAGGGCUGCCGCCAAACAAGAUUGUCUACUCGCUAUCCAUUUCAUCAGAAUAGGAAAAAUAUGAAAGAAUUUUUUGGUGGGCCACCUCACAAUAACCCGAUGUGUGACAUACCAGAUGAAGUUAAACGUAUAAAUGCUGAUAAUGCAGCAAAGUUUGAAUUUCAUGGUGCUUCUAGUUGUGCUGGGAUCGGGUCAGAAGCAUUUCAGCAUAUGCUUCUUCAAUCUGGUGGUUCAUUAUCGAGCGCAACUAAAGAGUUGAGUGGAAUCAUUCUUUUAUUUUUUUUAAUUUUAGUUUGA
This is a messenger RNA of Ananas comosus (pineapple), 1336 nucleotides long. Its product is annotated as protein BREAST CANCER SUSCEPTIBILITY 2 homolog B-like. The transcript is spliced from 7 exons. Gene Ontology annotation, biological process: double-strand break repair via homologous recombination; regulation of DNA-templated transcription. The record is from RefSeq and is a predicted model, not a curated record. Bases 122 to 1336 code for a protein of 404 amino acids. NCBI's taxonomy places the organism in Eukaryota, Viridiplantae, Streptophyta, Magnoliopsida, Poales, Bromeliaceae.